Helianthus annuus (common sunflower) is the source of this 512-nucleotide messenger RNA. RefSeq names its product transmembrane protein 258-like. Bases 120 to 356 code for a protein of 78 amino acids. The transcript has 4 exons. The record is from RefSeq and is a predicted model, not a curated record. Gene Ontology annotation, cellular component: membrane-bounded organelle. NCBI's taxonomy places the organism in Eukaryota, Viridiplantae, Streptophyta, Magnoliopsida, Asterales, Asteraceae. Gene Ontology annotation, biological process: protein N-linked glycosylation.
CUUCAGGGACGUAAAAUGUCAACCUAAUUUCGCCAUAUAAAUAGAGUGAGUCUUGUUGACUUCGUGUUAUAUCGUCAAACGAAGGCAGAUCAAAGAUCUAGCAUCCUCUAAAUCCCCAAAUGGCUCAAUCAGCAAAACCGAUAUCAAGCCCUGUUCCGAUCGCUUAUUAUCCAUCGUUAGCCGUGCUUUUGCUCGCUGUUGGCCUCGUAAUCACCGCUUCGUUCUUCAUCUAUGAGGCAACUUCUUCUAGGAAAAACCGUAGUCUUGCUAAAGAGCUUGUAACAGGAGCAGUGGCAUCGGUCUUUUUGGGCUUUGGAUCGUUGUUCUUGCUCCUCGCUUCGGGUGUUUAUGUCUGAAUAAUCAACGAAAUUGAUAUGAGGAUGGAUUUUUGUAUUGCGACAUAGUUGUUUCUGGAACUUUAAUGAUUACAACUCUUAGAACUGGAUUAUAUGUUUUACGUCGACUUGCCUGCCAUCAGUUUAAAGAAAGUUAAAAAGAAAGCACUUAAUACU